AUGCCCGGAGUCCCUCCCGAGCUGGCCGUUCACAAGUUGCACGUCGACCCGAGCCUUCGGCCAGUGAAGCAGAAGAAGAGAAACUUCGCUCCUGAGCGCAACGAGGUCGUCAAAGAGGAGGUGGGCAAGCUGUUGGAGGCCAAAAUUGUGAAGGAGAUCUACUAUCCGACCUGGCUGGCCAACCCUGUGCUGGUCAAAAAAGAGGACAGGGCCUGGAGGAUGUGUGUGGAUUUCACCGACCUGAAUAAGGCUUGUCCGAAGGAUUGUUACCCCCUCCCUCGCAUCGACCAGCUGGUCGACUCAACAAUUGGGUACGAGAUUUUCUGCUUUCUGGAUGCCUUCAAAGGGUAUCACCAGAUAGCUCUGGACGAGGAGGAUCAAGAGAAGACCGCCUUCAUCACCAAAUACGGUACGUAUUGUUAUACCACCAUGCCAUUUGGGUUGAAAAAUGCAGGCGCGACCUAUCAGCGGCUGGUCAACAAGUUGUUUAAAAACCAGAUCGGCCGAAAUAUGGAGGUGUACGUAGAUGACAUGCUGGUGAAAAGCCGAACUCAGGAGCAGUUCAUCGACGACCUCAGAGAGAUCUUUGACGUCCUACGGAGCUCGCGGAUGCGGCUGAACCCCAAGAAGUGCACCUUCGGGGUUAGGUCAGGCAAGUUCUUGGGGUACAUGAUAUCCAAGGACGGGGUAAGAGCUAAUCCCGACAAGGUAAAAGCUAUCAUGGACAUGGCUCCUCCCCGAAACAUAAAAGAGGUUCAACGGCUAGCUGGCAGGAUGGCGGCCCUGAACAGGUUCUUGUCGAAGUCAGCCGUUCGGGGUUCCCCCUUCUUCAGGGCCCUGCGAAGAGGUCCCCAGUUUGAAUGGACUCCCGAGUGCCAGCAAGCGUUUGACGAACUAAAAGCCCACAUCGCUCGCUUGCCAGCCUUGACCUCUCCCGCACAAGGAGAAGUUUUAUUUAUCUAUCUUGCAGUUGGGGAAGAGGCAAUCAGUGCGGUACUAGUUCGGGAAGAAGGUAAAGUCCAGAAACCCAUAUACUAUGUCAGCCGAGCUCUGCAGGGUGCGGAGCCAAGGUACACCUCAAUUGAGCGGUAUGUUUUGGCAUUGGUUCACGCGACCCGGAAGCUCAGGUCAUACCUGCAAUCUCACCCCGUGGUGGACAUGACCGACCAACCUCUCAAGCAAAUUCUUUCAAGGCCUGAUGCAUCAGGAAGAAUGGUAAGGUGGGCUGUGGAGCUGUCUGAGUACGAUCUCAGCUACCAACCCCGCACGGCCAUCAAGGCCCAAGCAUUGGCAGACUUCAUAGCCGAAGGAGUCUCCUUUGGACAACAUGAGUCACAGGUCGAGCCGACCAGAGAUUUAGCCGAGGCCGAGCAGGCCGGAGGAGCUGUCGAGGCCACGCAGGCCGCCAAGACCAAACAGACCCAAGACGUAGCUAAGGCCAGUCAGGCCAGAAAAGCUUCCAAGGUCACGAAAGGCGCUAAGACUUCCCCGGCCGAGCAGACCGUAGACGCAGUCGAGGCCGAGCAGGUCAAGGACUUGCCAAGGUCGGACAGGCCAAGGAGGAAGCCAAGGCCGGACAGCAAGGAAGGAUGCGGAGCAGGACUUCUCUUGACUAGUCCCCUGGGGGAUGAGCUGGCCUACGCCCUGAGGUUUGAUUUCAGGGCCUCUAACAAUGAGUCCGAAUACGAGGCCCUGAUCGCUGGGAUGAUGAUAGCUCGGAAGUUGGGGGCCAAGUCAAUAGAAGUCUACAGCGACUCGCAGCUGAUAGUGAAUCAGGUAGAGGCAGCUGUUAUUCAAGUGAUUGGCUCAUGGAUGGAUCCCAUCGUGCGGUACCUGGCUAGUGGAGAACUCCCUCCAAACCGGGUGGAGGCACGAAGGGUCCUCCUCAGAUCACGGGGAUACGAGCUCUCGAACGGGGUACUCUACAAGAAAUCCUACCUACGCCCGUGGCUGAGGUGUAUCACUCCGGAGGAAGGAGACUACAUCCUGCGUGAACUGCAUGAGGGCAUCUGUGGAAACCACGUCGGCCCAAGGGUUUUGGCCAAGAAGGGAAUGCUGUCUGGAUAUUAUUGGCCGACCAUGUUCAUGGAUUCAGCCGAACUGGUAGCUCGGUGCAAGUCCUGCCAGCUGCAUGCGCCGAUCCAUCACCCCCCAACUCAAGAGAUGAUCCCUCUUCAGAGCCCCUGGCCUUUCUUCCAGUGGGGGAUCGACCUGUUGGGCCCAUUUCCCCGAGCUCCUGGAGGUUAUGAGCAUAUAGUGGUGGCGGUGGAUUAUUUCACCAAAUGGGUGGAGGCUGAGCCCCUUACCACCAUUAGCAGCAGAUCGGUGCAGAAGUUCCUCUGGAGAAAUAUCGUCUGCCGAUUUGGUAUACCCCAUGUCCUGGUCUCAGACAACGGACGUCAGUUCGCUGACAGUACACUUCAAGGCUGGUGCUCGGAGCUCGGGAUCCGACAGCACUUCACCUCGGUAGGACACCCUCAAGCCAACGGGCAGGUUGAGAACGUUAACAGGACCAUCUUGCAUGGCUUGAAGACGCGGAUUGAGCUCGCACGAACUGGGUGGCUGGACGAACUUCCAACCAUACUUUGGGCUUACCGAACUACUCCCCGAACCGCUACACAGGAGACCCCUUUUGUCCUGACCUAUGGGGCAGAGGCGGUGAUCCCUGCUGAGAUCGGGGUUCCUUCUGGCAGGGUUCAGAAUUUCAUAGCUCGGGACAAUGAGGAAGAGCUACGUCUUAAUUUGGACCUGCUGGAAGCCAGGAGAGAAGAGGCAGCCAUACGAAUGGCUAAGUAUAAGGGACAGGUCGCGCGGCAUUACAAUGCUAGGGUGAGGUCUUUGUCUUUCAAACCGGGGGACCUGGUCUUGAGGAAGAAUAGUGUGAGCCGGCUUCAGGGCACGGGCAAGCUAGACCCGAACUGGGAAGGUCCCUAUGUGGUGAAAGAAGCAGAUCGAGCUGGAUACUGCAAGUUAGCCCACCUCGGCGGGGAAGAAGUCCCGCGUACCUGGCACAAUUCCAACUUGAGGAUUUUCCGAUAA
This is a messenger RNA of Coffea arabica (coffee), 3039 nucleotides long. The record is from RefSeq and is a predicted model, not a curated record. NCBI's taxonomy places the organism in Eukaryota, Viridiplantae, Streptophyta, Magnoliopsida, Gentianales, Rubiaceae.